Chelonia mydas (Green sea turtle) is the source of this 4579-nucleotide messenger RNA. RefSeq names its product G protein subunit gamma 12 (gene GNG12). Gene Ontology annotation, molecular function: G-protein beta-subunit binding. The record is from RefSeq and is a predicted model, not a curated record. The coding region runs from base 695 to 916 and encodes 73 amino acids. Gene Ontology annotation, cellular component: heterotrimeric G-protein complex. Lineage: Eukaryota; Metazoa; Chordata; Testudines; Cheloniidae. Gene Ontology annotation, biological process: G protein-coupled receptor signaling pathway. The transcript has 4 exons.
ACACACCCUUUUCUGUCUUUGAUUGCAAAAUAUAAAAAGGCAUGAUAUUCAAUUUCGCAAACCAAGUUGCCUUAAUUUUACUCUGGAGUAAAAUCAAUAAAAUCAGCAUUUAUAUUUGGCUCUGAAUUUGAACAUUCUUGUUGCUCUGGAAUAGUUUGCAUAUCCUACUUGGCUGGGAGGCAGUAGUAGCGACUGAAUCUCUUUUUAUUAUGAAGAACCUACUAAACAAAUUAAAUGUAUUGGAUGGUCAUUCUUUCCUCGUAUUUUCUAUACUUUUAUCUUCUCUGUUUUCUCCAUUUUCUUCUGUUCCUUUCUCUUCUGUCUUUUCCCUUGCUUCAACCUUUUUCAGUUUCCUUCCUUAGUUAUUCCCUUAUAUCUUCCCCCUGAAAAAUAUCCUCUCACACAUCCACUCUCAAUCUUUUUUCUCCCUUUUGCUCUGCCACAAUCGUCCCUAAUGCCCAGCAACAGUCCAGUGCUUACAAGGUGCAGGAGAGGUGGUGCAGGGGAGGUGAACAGAAGCAUGGAUGGCACUUCCAAGUCUAGGUUAAAGAAUUUGCCCAAGGUAACACCCCACUGUGUGGCGGAGCUGGAAACCAAACACAGAUCUCCUGACUCCUACUCCUGACUCCUGUGUUUUGACCACAGGACCAUCUCUGCCCUACAUGCUGUAAGAGUUUGAGCGAUUUCAUUGAAAAUGACUAGCAAAACAACUAGCACAACAAACAAUAUAGCUCAGGCACGAAGAACUGUACAGCAGUUAAGAAUAGAAGCUUCUAUCGAAAGAAUAAAGGUGUCAAAAGCAUCAGCAGAUCUCAGGUGCUAUUGUGAAGAACAUGCCAGGAAAGAUCCUUUACUAAUGGGCAUACCUGCUUCUGAAAACCCUUUCAAGGAUAAAAAAACAUGCAUUAUAUUAUAGCAGAGCAGUGAGUACCUCCAUAGCUUUCCCAAGCAAAACAAACUACAAGCAAAUUCUUAGAGAAAUAACUGAUAUCAACGGUGUAAAACAGCAGUGUAUUUACUAUGUGUGUAAAUGAAUUUUUAAGCUUAAGAUUUUUUUCUUUAUAGCAUCCUUCCUGGGAACGAAGAUUAUAAACUAAAUUAUCGUAUUUCUUGUAAAAUGGAAUGUGGUCUGUGGCAUGCAGCUGGUAAUUCUCUUGUGUUGGUUUUUAUGUAAGGCCAGGUAUACACUACACACCUAUGUCGAUAUAACUACGUUGCUCAGGGUGUGAAAAAUCCAUGCCUCCUGAGUGACGUAGUUAUACCAACCUAAUCCCCUGUGUAGACAACUAUGUCGGCAGGAGAGCUUCUCCCGUCAACAUAGUUACUGCCUCUCUGGGAGAUGGAUUAACUAUGCUGAUGGGAGAAGCUCUCCCAUUGGUGUGGGAGCGUCUUCACUAAAGUGAUCCACUGCAGCGCUGUAUGUGAAGACUAGCCCUAAGGAGAUAGGGUUGGAUGAGGUGAAGGUCUUUUUUUAAAACGUGUAAUAUCUGCAUUUCAGUUUAAGGUAUUAGGCUACACAAUCAAGACCAAAGUUGCCUGAUCUUCGCCUACAGAUCAGUAAGGUAGACCCGUAAUUUGGCUCCUAAUCAAGAUUAAUUUACUGUAGCUUUUUAAAAAUAGUGUAUUUGUUUUCAAUUAGUAUAUUGGUUUUGUGUGUGUGUGUAUAUAUAUGUGUUUGUGUAUAUACACAUUCCAAAGUGCAUUCUCUGACAAGACUCCUGGCAAACUACUGCUGCAAUUAUUGAUAAACUCCAUAGGUUCAUGCCUUUACCUUCAGUUAUGUCUUAAUUCUUUUAAAAAGUGAAAAAUCUGUUUUUGUGUCAAGAAUCAAUACAUUUCUGAUGAUUUAUGUAAUUUUUUCAUUUUUGAGAAGGUCUAAUAAAGGAGAAUUUUAAUCCUUUCAUUCGCCCCUCUAAAUUUUCUCCUCAAGUUAUGAUCAUCGUAGCUCCUUUGAUAGGGCUACAGUAAGACUCCAAUACUUUGGAAUUAGCAUUUCUCUUGCCCCACUGCUAAGGUGAGGGGGAGGAUUCUAUCACUCCAAGCCACGUACGUCACCUGUGCAAGUCUCGUUUAGGUUUUGUGCAGUGAUCCAGGAUUUGGUUCUUUUAAUAAUUGAGUUCACCUUUUUUUACGGAAAAAGAAGCCAAAUCCUAUCUGGAUUAUGAUCAAGCAAAUGUAAUUGGAAGGCCUUUCCAUAAGAUCACUGAUGUACAAAUAGCCGAAUAAAGUUUUAUAUAUAUCUUAUGUAUUGAUGGAAUAAGUGAGUGGAAAGAAAACAAUAUUGACUUCUAGUAGGUUACCAAUGUGCUGUUUUGUGUGUGUGUGUGUUUCUCUAUAGCCAGCUAUACAAUGCCUGAAAUUGUGAUCUUCUGUAAUGAUAUUUACAGAAAUCAACCACUUUUAAUUUACUGUCUUAUGUUGCAUGUGUCUAAUUCUGUAUUAAAUUAUAUAUACACUGUUGAUAAUAUAUUGAGAAAUUAUAUGUUUUUAACAAAUCUCCUUUCAAAAAUCUAAAUUUCAGACUUCCUGUAAGAAAAAAUAAAUGUAUGGAUUGUUCUGUACUGACAUUCAAAUUAUUUUUAUAAUUAGAAUAUUUUUCUAAUACCAAUUUCAAAACUAUCUAGAUUUUUCACUGAUUUUAUUUACCAUAUUUCAGUCUAUCAUUUUAUAAUGUGUCUUGUUAAAAACAGUAAUUAACUUAGGUAUAUACUUUCAUAACUGAGCUGUUAGAAGCAAUCAUUCUGUAUUUCCUCAGUUCUGUAAUAUCUUGGUUUUUUCAAAGUAACUUUUUACAACCCAAAUAUUGCCCUUCUAUUGAUCUAUUACGGCCCAUGUUGUCAGCACUUUCGGCUAAAUGUUUGAAUUGUUUAGAAGCCAAAUGAAUGUAUGAAAAUGUAAUAGAUACAAAUAUGGUGAUGCAAAGGUUAUUUUGAUACCUGGCUCUUUCUCUUUCACCAUUUCUAAGCUAUUGGUUUAUGAUCCUUCUUACGCAUAGCAUUUCAUGUCAGAAGUAUUCAGCUAAAUUUGAACUUUACUAACUUGUUUUAUAACUACUUACGUUGCAUUAAUUUGAGUAAUGAGUUUAACUGAAGACUUUUUUACAUAGAUUUUCUUUUGACCUGAAUCCAUGAAUCCAUUUUGUUCAGUUACUACUUCCAUAUCAAAUCUACCCAGUAUUUUUACAACUGGAGUCAUAAGUGCCAUGAUUGUGUUUUUCAAGUUACUGAAUCAAAACAUGUAAAUGAUACAUUUUAAAGUAUUAUCACAAACAUGUUGCCAUAAAACAUACGCUACCGGAGAUAUUUUCAUAAGCAGCUGCGGCCUGACUCAGUUCCCAUUGAAGUCCAUGAGAAUUUUGCCAUUAACUUCAGUGGGAGUAUGAUGAGACUUGGGGUGACUAGCAUAAUCUGUUGAAAAUGUCUUCAUAAAUAUUAGGAUUUUAAAUGUUCAUAGAGCUACAAUGUAUGCCUGUUUUUAAAGGAUGAGUCAAUAGUGAUCUAUUCAGCCCUGUUUAAUCUGAAGUGUAUUUUUCUACUUUUUUUAUACACUUUUGACAUCUUUACAACACCAGGACAAAAUUUAUAGCAGCAGCUGUUUAAUUCUUUCUUAUACCUGUGCAUUUAAAUAGCAAAAGAGUUUUAUUAGAACAUAAUUGCCCCUUUACCCACAUAUGUAUGAUUAGAAAUAGAGCAAAUAGGGUGCCAACUUCUUUCAGAUGCUUUCUAACUUUUAGCCUAAAACACAUGGAAACUACAAUAAAACAGUGAAAUACAACUAACUGCUUCUGAUUACUUUUGUAUAGGUUUUUAAAUAAACUCUGUGUAUUGUAUUUUAAACACAAUAUGUAGUGUCAUCUGAAGCUUCAAAUUCCUGCUUACAUUUUUGUAUUACUCUUUAAGUACACAAAAUGCACUAUAAAGUAGACCUUUUUGUUCAGUGAACUUGUGAAGAGAAUGAGUCGUGCAGAUUGUGAAGAACUGUGAAGACAUAUGGACUUUCUAGUUAGUGACACGAAAUAAUGAAAACCAAACCCACCCACCCCCAUCGCCCCCAGAUUCAUAGCUGUAGGUUUCAGGAAUGAUUUUCGGCCGGGCUAGCUAAGCAUAACAACUGUGCCACAAUACUGCAACUUACUUGGUGCUUUGAGUGCAGAUACCUCAAAUGUAAAAUCUUUGUGAUGUAAAAUGAACCUGAUAUUAUUUCAGAAAAUUUUAGGGCUCUUUUUCUUAAACUAAGAGGCCUGUUUGCUUGAUUUUUUCCCCCCUCUGGGUUUAUUAAUUUGAUUGUUUUAAUACUGUGUUGUUUUGUAUUGUCAUUGUAAUUUCAGAUUCACAUGAAUGUUGUCACAAUGAUUUGCCUUUGACUUACAAAUGGUUUUAUGGAAUUCUUUUGUUUUCUCUAACAUGCUUUUGCCAUUCAUCAGUGAGCCUCUUAAAGUUGUUCAUUGUGGUCUUUCUAUGAAAGAGGGCUUCUUAUAGCAAUGAGAGAAAAAACUGUUAACCAAGAGAAUUUGAUGGAUGGCUAACAUGUUCAAUAUUAUGGAUAUGAAACACUUUAUUAAAAAUACCACUGCUUUGUA